Panonychus citri (citrus red mite) is the source of this 1696-nucleotide messenger RNA. It is a transcript of the gene Gcat, whose product is annotated as 2-amino-3-ketobutyrate coenzyme A ligase, mitochondrial-like. Lineage: Eukaryota; Metazoa; Arthropoda; Arachnida; Trombidiformes; Tetranychidae. The coding region runs from base 199 to 1512 and encodes 437 amino acids. The transcript is spliced from 4 exons. Gene Ontology annotation, molecular function: glycine C-acetyltransferase activity; pyridoxal phosphate binding. Gene Ontology annotation, biological process: biosynthetic process; L-threonine catabolic process. The record is from RefSeq and is a predicted model, not a curated record.
AAAAGUUGAUAAACCAGAAAAAGUUUCCAACGAAAACCAAUAAGAAAUUGUUUCUUUUUUUUCUGAUCAACAGUAAACUCUAUUAGUUACCUUGAAUUAUUUUCUUCUUCUUGUCUGAGUUAAUUGUUUACUCACAAUCAGUUUACAUGUAAAUCUAUUUGUUUCUAAUUGUAAUACAUGAGCAAUUAAAAGGUAAACAUGAUCAUCAGAAAGAUCGUUACAAAUUUUCAUCAACGAUUGUUAAGUUUUCCAAAAACAUCCAAUGGACUGAUUAGAAGUGGAUCUUGUGGAUUAGUUGAUUGUCGUCAUAAUCUUCAUGCUUGGGCUUCGGUGAAAUCUUCAUUAGAUUCGGAAUUGGAAACAAUUAAAGAAUCGGGUGUUUAUAAAACCGAACGAAUCAUAACAAGUGAACAAAAUUCAUGGAUUAACAUUGAAGGUAAAAAGGAAAAGGUUCUUAACUUUUGUGCCAACAAUUAUCUCGGUCUUUCGAGUCAUCCACGAGUUGUUCAGGCCGGGAUUACGGCUUUAAAAGACUACGGGGCUGGAUUGAGUUCAGUUCGAUUCAUUUGUGGUACACAAAAUAUUCAUCGUGACCUGGAGCGUAAAAUUGCCGCUUUUCAUGGUCGAGAAGAUGCCAUUUUAUACGCAAGUUGCUUCGAUGCCAAUGCUGGACUAUUCGAGGUUCUUCUGGGUGAACAAGAUGCAAUCAUUUCCGAUGAACUUAAUCACGCCUCGAUCAUUGAUGGAAUCCGUUUGUGUAAAGCUCAACGUUAUCGAUAUAAACAUCGAGAUAUGAACGAUCUAAGAAAUCACCUUGAAUCGGCUAAAGGGUCUCGUCGUAAGUUAAUCGCCACUGAUGGUGUUUUCAGUAUGGACGGAAAUGUUGCUCCGUUAGGUGAGAUUGUCUCUCUUGCCAAAGAGUAUGGAGCUAUGGUGUUUAUUGACGAGUGUCAUGCCACCGGUUUCUUUGGGUCAACUGGUCGAGGUACCGAGGAAUUUUUCAACCUCAACGGUUCCGUUGAUAUAAUCAACUCGACAUUGGGUAAAGCUUUGGGUGGAGCAGCGGGUGGUUACACCACUGGACCUAAGGAGUUGAUUGAUUUACUUCGUCAAAGAGCUCGACCCUACCUUUUCUCGAACUCUAUUCCCCCGCCAGUUGUGGCCUCAGCUUCCGAAGUGUUUGAUAUGUUAACGGAAAAUUCUGAUCUUCCCAAAAAAUUGGCUUCGUUGACACAAUCGUUUAGAUCGCAAAUGAAAUCCGCUGGAUUCACGAUUCUUGGUGAUGAACAUCCGAUCUGUCCAGUUUUUCUGGCUGACGCAAAAUUGGCCUCUACUUUUGCCGAUAAAAUGUUAGAUCAAGGAAUCUAUGUGAUCGGUUUCAGUUAUCCGGUUGUUCCAAAAGGAAAGGCCAGAAUUCGAGUACAAAUAUCAGCUUCUCAUACAGAAGAAGAUAUAAACAAAGCCGUUAAUGCCUUCAUCGAAACUGGUAAACAAUUAGGAUGUAUUAAUUAAACGAGUAACAAUUAAAAUCGUCAACAAUGAAAAAUUUGCCCAAAAUUUUACAAAACUUUUCAAACUUUAAUCAUUGAAUUUUCACAAAUACUAUUGAUAUUAUCCAUUUAUUGUCAAUUAAUUAAAUUCCCUACAACGGUUACAAUUUAAAACGAAAAAAAUAAAACCUAUUUCUCAAUUAGAA